AUGUGUGACUUAGGAGCUAGCAUCAAUCUAAUGCCCUAUUCUCUGAUGAAAAGGUUAUGCAUAGAGGAGGUAAAGCCCAUACAGGUGUCACUAGAGCUAGUGGACAAGUCUGUGGUGUUUCCCAAAGGUGUGAUUGAAAACCUUUUGGUUAAAGUGGAUAAGUUUAUAUUCCCUGCAGACUUUGUGAUUCUGGACCUAGAUGAGGAAGGAAGUGAUUUCAUCAUACUAGGAAGACCAUUUUUGGCUACAGCAAGGGCUAUUAUAGAUGUGGAACAAGGGGAAUUGACCCUGAGAAUGCAUGAUGAAAGUAUUACUCUAAAUGUCUUUCCAGAAAUACAGCACUAUGAUGAAAAGAAAGAAUGCAUGGAGAUCAACAGAGAAGACUUGCAGUGA
This is a messenger RNA of Arachis stenosperma, 393 nucleotides long. RefSeq lists its product as uncharacterized. Bases 1 to 393 code for a protein of 130 amino acids. The record is from RefSeq and is a predicted model, not a curated record. The transcript has a single exon. Lineage: Eukaryota; Viridiplantae; Streptophyta; Magnoliopsida; Fabales; Fabaceae.